Sarcophilus harrisii (Tasmanian devil) is the source of this 2716-nucleotide messenger RNA. RefSeq lists its product as uncharacterized. Bases 1 to 2271 code for a protein of 756 amino acids. NCBI's taxonomy places the organism in Eukaryota, Metazoa, Chordata, Mammalia, Dasyuromorphia, Dasyuridae. The record is from RefSeq and is a predicted model, not a curated record. The transcript has 8 exons.
AUGUCCAGGUUGGGGUCCACGAGGAAAGUGCGGCUCUGCCUGCCGAGCAGCGCCUGCGCCGUGAUGUACCGUCCGUCCACGCCCACCAGAAGGUACAGCAGGUCCUCCACGACCGUGGCCUCCUGGGAGGCCAAGGGCAGGCUGCCUUCGGCAAAGGGCACAGAGCUCCGUCACUUUCCAGCUCCCGAGAACUGCCAGGUGCUGGCCCAGCAGCCUCCCCAGAGGGAUCCCGGCUCCAGAUCCAGCGGCCUCCCUGGAGGACCCUCGCUGACCCUGCUGCCCAAGGUCAUGGUGAGGGGCUGCAUCCGGGGCUCCACCAGUACACAGGACAAAAAAGACCGGAAGCAGGAAGAGUUCUGGCUUUCAAAGUUCAGCAGGAGCCUGACUCUGCCAGCUGCCCUCGCCAACCAGGAUGCGCCACCCUCAGUGCCCGGGAGCCAGCCCCCGGCCCCAUUCUUCGCUACCCGUCGGGCGGGCAGCCGGGGCUCCCGAGGACAAAGCCGGACAGAGGUCAGGGCCCACCUGUUGCAAGUUGGGGCCGUGGCCCGCCUUGCCCCAGCCUUGGAUCCUCCAGCUCCUCAUGGAGAUCUUAGGCCCCUGGGGACACUAAGUGGGGGGCCGCACUUGCGGCCGGCGGCGGCCGGCCCCUCUUUGGCUUCUCGGGGUACUGAAGACUGGAACCGAGCAACCGUUCCCGGAUCAAGGUGGGUUCUGACCGGACCCCCCGGGGGCAGCCCGGGAUGGCGGGUCUGGGCCCUUGCACCCCCAGAGGCCACCCCGUUUGCUCCCCUUGGGAGGCUCCGCAGGGUGGGGCCUUGGGGGCGGCACAAAGAAGACUGGGGCAGCCGGGGAGAUGGCCUGGUGGACCGGGAGGGUUCUCCCUGCCAGGCGCCCCUCCGGUCUUCGGGCCGGCCCGGGCCCCCCAGCCCGCAAAGGGUGGAGGCCCGGCACAGACAGCGGGUGGCGGGCAUCUGCUUGGUGGCCUCCCGCCGGGGGCCCCAUCACGGCCGGCAGGGGCACAGAGCCCGGGCUCCCGCCGCCCCCCAGAAAGCCCGCAAGGGUCGCAGAGGCCCCGGCCCGGGAAAGGGCGCAGGCAGGCGGCACCGGGGGGGCGGGCGACCUUGGCGCGCGGAGAGGGUGCCGGCCGUGGCCGCUCCUGCGCUCCUUCUAGUGCCUGUCGGCUCCCGCCUCCGGCUCAGACACGACCCGGAAGUUGUUCCCGGACCGGAAGUGACGUUCCGAGUUUUUCCCUCCCGCCUCCGGGCUCUGACCCGACGGGGGCACAGUAGGGGAAAGAAUAGAGAGAAAUGGAGCGGCCCCCGGGCUGCUGACCCUCCCGGGCCCCGGCUCGGCUUGGGGAUAUCCUCUGAGUCACCCCCUCCCCCCGGCUACGCGCACUUCACCGCCUCGCUGCCAGAGGCCGCCCCUUUCUGCUUCGCGCCCCGGAGCCUGAGCCUGCGCCGGGACACCAGCUGUCUGAGGGUGCCCGCCUACUGCUGCCACAUCGGGGGCUGCGAUCGGGUCUUCGACUCCCUGCCGGGCUACGUGCGUCACUACCAGACGCUGCACCAGAACGCGUGCUCCUUCUGCCGCCGCUCGUUCCCCUCGGACCAGCUGCUGGACAUCCACCUCCUGGAGCGCCACGGCACCGUGCCCUCCUCGCCCACCCGGGCGGCGGCCGCACGCGAGCGCCGCCCCAUCCCCUUCUACUACCAGUGCCCGGUGUGGGGCUGCACCGACAAGUUCAUGAGCCCCGAGGAGCAGACGGACCAUCUGAUCCGCAUCCACCACUACCCCGCCCAUCUCUGGUUCGAUUCGCCCCCGGACAGCCAGAGUUCCGGCCAGCAGGGCUCUGCCUCCUCGGCCUCGGCCUCUGCGGGGUCCGCCUCCGAGGCUUCUGCGAAGGAAUCGGCCUCCGCCUCCGCCUCGGCGGCCUCGGCCUCGGCUUCGGCCGCCUCUGCCUCCCAGGGCGCUGGGGUGGGAGUAGGAGCUGGAGGGGACGGCGGCCAGGAGCCGGAGGAGGCCAUGGAGGAGACCGUGGAGGAGGAGGCUGAGGAGGAGCCGGUGGACGAGACUGAGGACGAACCGGACGAGGAGCCCAUGGGGGAGGAGGACAUGGGGGAGGAAGAGGAGGAUCCCGAGUCGGAGGCCGGCAGCGACCCCGAGCCCCCUGAGGAUGACAUCUCCAGCCUCAGCGGCCCUACACUUGGCUUUGGCCCAGGGGCGGCUGGAGGAUUCGAUAGUGCAGAGGAAAGCAAUGAGGACCACUGAGCACCUGCAGGGCUGGGCUGCCACCUGGGGCCGCGAAGCAGGACCCCUCUUCCCCCCCCCCCCUCCCAGAAGCAUGUUUUCUGGGCUUCGAGCAGCCCAGAGGUGCCUCCACCUUCAAGGAUUGGCCUGGGGGUGCUGCUUCCUUGGUCUGACCGCGAGCCCCGGCGCGUCGGGGCGGCCAAGCACCUCUCGGACCCGGCUGAGUCCAGCCCAGGCCUCUUCCCCUCCCCCCCUUGCUCACUCCUCCCCAGGAGGACCCCUCGUCUGUCUGUGUGUUUGUCUCGUCCGUCUGUGAAGCACAGGCCCCUGGUGUGCUCGCCAGGAACCCCGGGAGGACCCCCAGGCUCCUGCCCGCAGCAGCUGCGCCUGCUCCGGGCAUUCCUGGGGACUUUCUAGGGACUGCUCCCCUACCCCGUGACCCUAAAUAAAGUCUGUGUAAGCAACC